AUUUAAUGAAUGAAUAUAUGCACGCUUUGUGUACGUUUCGAUGCAUGAAUAUUCGUCAUAAGGUGUCAGUCAAUUCUUAUAACUUUAUUUGAGGGUCUCCUCCUGCCGACAAGUCUUCAUCGUGGCAGCCCUGGUGUUUAUGCUCACAUUUAUCCCUGUACUGGGAAACGAGAUACCACACAGACUGCAACAUGAACUUCCUGCAGAUGUUUAUUCAGUCGAGUAUAAUCCCAAGCUCGCCCACGAAAACGAACGGGGGAGCAGCGUGGAGCGUUUGCAGCAGGAACUAGCUGAAGACACGCCUGCAGUCGCUGCCGCUGUCGACCCAGCGGUCAGCGGUGAUGCGGUGGGAGGCGAGCGGGCCCCGCAGGGCAGGAGGAAGCGCUUCUGGUCGGCCAGCGAGAGCAGCGAGGAGGAGCCGGCGGACACGAGCGGCUACGCGGCCGCGUUCGACGCGCUGCUCGACUACCACGCCGAGGUGCAGCGCCAGGGGCGGCGCGAGGUCGACAUGCCCGACAUGCGCAAGGAGACAUCCGAGAAGCUGCUCUUCUUCACCGUCACGACGCGCAUGAGCGUCUCCGGCGUGCGCCUGCGCGUGCCCGCCACGCUGCGGCGCGUCUCGCGCGUCACCGCAGAGGUCCUGCUCGGCGGCGACGUCGACAUGUCCUGCAACGUGCGGCUCGGCGACUUCGAGACCUGGGGGCAGUACGACGUCAAGGUGAAUGGUAUCGGCCCGAACGGCGACUUCGAGACGACGAUCCACGACCGCGUAGUGCACGCCACUGUUCGCUUCCGGGAGCUCCCGGAGGCGGCGUCGGCCUCGUCGACGGCGGCAGCUCCCACCGACGCGGCUGCGGAGGCUGUUACGGUGGCGGCGGCGCCGCGCUGCAGCCUGGAGGCGACCGAGCUGACGCUGGUGGAACGCGGCCGCAACGACGUGCCGGCCGUGCUGUCGCGCUGGGCCUCCCAGGUGGAGGACGUGCCCACCACGCUGCGCGUCAUGAAGCAGCUGCUCAACGAGCGCCUCUCCCAGUACCCCUGCGGCGACGCCUUCGUCGCCAUGGUGCGCCGCGGGUACGCCGCACCCUCGUAGCCGACGUUCUUGAAGGGAACCACUCCGGCCAUUUUGGUUCACACUGCCCGGUGGCCUUACACGUCGGGCACCGUGCUGGUCCUGGCUACCAAACUGUUGGAAUACCCAACGACGACAAUAUCUUGAAACCACUGGACGAUGAUGUGCGACAGUCUUAGCACUGAGUGCUGUUUAUUAAGUGAAUUAUGAGUGGGCUGUUAAAGUUUUUCGUGCUUGUCCAAGUCUGAACAACUUCUGAUGGAAGUAUUUCAUUGAACUACAGUUACUUGGAAGCUAGCUUAUUCUGUACAGCGAGAACGUACUGAGUCUGUAUCUGGAACAUGCUCUCUUGAGGCGUGCAACCGAAUUGCGUGUUCACCGAUACUGGUAUGCGCCAGAAUCAGUAUAAGGAUCUUCAGACACGUCUUAGUGCUGCACUUGUGUUGAGAAGUUGAUCGAGACUUUAUUAUUCUCGAAAGGGACCCACAUGCCCUCAAAAACUUUUAUUGUACGUAAUUAAAAAUAGUUAUAACCAUUCUUGUUCUGCAUUGGUUUUUGUUUUCUCAUUGUCAGUCACCUUAAUGAAAGAUGUCAAAUGUUUUGUAAGUGACAGAUAUUUGUUGAAAAAAUAAUAUGUAAUAUAUAUCUAUUUUCUAGUAAGAUUUCAUAAAAUAUUGUAUUGUCAUUAUGUUGUUGUUAGCUGUCAGUGCAUGGCUUUACCGACAGUACAUGGUACUCUAGAUUUCUUUGUCUUGUAAGUUUAUUUAGGUGUCAAUUUCAUUGUCAGUUACUUCUCAUGUGGCCAACUCUACACUGGAUUGCCCCAUACGACUAAUGGGAACUGUCUCUUGAAAUAAAGUUCCCAAUAGUCACAUGGGACAGUCCAAUGUAGAAUUAGCCAUAUGAGAAGUAACUGACGUUGAAAUUGACGCCCAAGAUGCACAUCUGCUAUUUAUUAAUACUCACAAAAAUAUGGAGAUACGCACAUAUUUUUCGAUGUACUCGUUUUCUGCCGAAAAACAAACACCAGAAAA
Schistocerca nitens (vagrant locust) is the source of this 2106-nucleotide messenger RNA. RefSeq lists its product as uncharacterized. NCBI's taxonomy places the organism in Eukaryota, Metazoa, Arthropoda, Insecta, Orthoptera, Acrididae. The transcript is spliced from 3 exons. The record is from RefSeq and is a predicted model, not a curated record. Bases 140 to 1093 code for a protein of 317 amino acids.